Molecule: messenger RNA, 3246 nt
Organism: Dichomitus squalens LYAD-421 SS1
Lineage: Eukaryota; Fungi; Basidiomycota; Agaricomycetes; Polyporales; Polyporaceae
Exons: 8
Coding region: 1-3246 (1081 amino acids)
Biological process (GO): regulatory ncRNA-mediated post-transcriptional gene silencing; negative regulation of RNA catabolic process
Cellular component (GO): catalytic step 2 spliceosome
Molecular function (GO): protein binding
Source: RefSeq, a predicted model, not a curated record
AUGUCAUUCCCCUCCUUCCCUUCCUUUGCUUCGUUCUCGGACCUUGACCCUGGGCCCAGCAGUCGCGCGUCGGUACCUCGAGACGACAAAGAGGAGGGUAAAAAGUACAAGAAGUCCAGGAGAGAAGAAGAGAGGGAUGAUGAUGCUGAGCGGAAGAAGAGGAAGCACAAGCAGGACAAGCGAAGGGAACGUGAGGACGGUGAGCGUGCGCGACAUAGGAACUGUUCUCGCUCUCUUUCCCGUAAGGAACACAACGAUGAAGAUUAUGGGUUGAGAGACGAUGAGCGGACGAAGCUGGAAGAAGACCGCAGCUACAGGAGAGAGGAGGCAGAGAAGCCCAGUGCGAAGGGAGGACUGGUCUACUUCACUGAUCGGAAGGGUGACCCGCUGAACGUGCGCUACGGUGGUUUGCAUGCUGGCGAUAUACCGAAACAUCGUCUAGUUGGAGGCGGUAAGAGGGUUCUUGGCCUAAGCCCCGCAUUGUCCGUGGUCCACCGUGGGCGUGGAGGUAUCGAAAUCGGGCCCUUCGGUCGCCGCAAGAUUCCUGCUUUGACCGAUAACGGUUCUCGCCACCUGCUUGCCGCCCCACCCAAACGAAGGUUACUCGCAUCCCUCGAGGACCGGUACAAAUUUCGGGAGGUCGACGGUUUCAUUCGCGUGGUGUCGAACAAGCCACGCAGAGACGACCAGGCCUACCGUGAGAUUGAGCGGGAGAAGCAAGACCUCGACUCCGACGAAUCUGAUGUCUCCGAGGAGAGCGCAAGCUCAGGCGAUGAGUCUGAUACCACAUCUCUUACGUCGCUGCAGUCCACGCUGAAGGCUCUGGAAGAGAGGCUUGCGACUAACCCCACGGACGUCUCUGCUUGGCUGUCCUUGUUAUUUCAUACUCUGUCCACGGUACCAGUCACUUCCAAGAACGCUUCGCGAGCCAGGGCUGAGAUAUCCCUCUCGGUCCUCCGACGAGCGAUGUCGACGCAUCCCGGUAACCUGCGCUCGAAAAUCUUGCGGCUCAAAUAUAUGAAGGCAGGCGAAGAGAUCUGGGAGCCAGAGAAGCUGAAGACAGAGUGGGAGGACGCCGUCAAAGUGGACAAUAUUGAGAUCUGGAUGGCGUGGUUAGAUUGGAGGGUGCGCAAGACCUCGAACAUCUUGGAGUGCAUCGUCGACGAUGUGCGACGGAUCUCACGUGCUCUAGCUACUCGAGGAGACGAGAUCGGGCAGCUGCGAGUGUCCUGGAGAGCCGCGGUUGCAGUACGAGAUGCAGGAUAUGUGGAACGUGCUAACGCACUGUUCCAGGCGCAAGCUGAACUAUUGUAUACCAUGCCCGAGCGUCUUGCUGGCAAACCAUUCGAAGAACAACUAGACGCCAUGGAAGAGUACUGGGAUUCGGAGGUACCACGCUUAGGAGAGCCAGAAGCGGGUGGUUGGGCUGCAUGGGACGCCUACCGCCACGAGCAGCUUGCACGACCACCGAAGCCAGUCGACGGUCCUUCCGGCAUAUCUGAUCCCUACUCGAAGUGGGCAGCGUCCGAAGUUCUUGCAGAUCGUACACGUGCUAUGUCUUUACGUUCUGCCGACGAAGACGAUGCCGCAGAUCCCUACGCCAUCGUGCUCUUCUCCGACAUCCGACCGUUGCUCUUGCCCUUGCGCACUCCACGUGUCAAGGACGUCUUCCGCCGUAUAUGGCUCGCCUUCUUGGGUCUGCACGUCCCAGGCUUCCUUGCAUCGCUGUCCGAGGAUCCAGACGACAACACGGACGAUCGUUGGGCAUAUUCGCAUCUUGCGGGCGCAUCAUAUCUGUCCUCCGUGUUCCCUGCGGAAACCUCCACUCAGCGGAUCACCGCAGAUGCUCAUGCGGGCGUCCUGAUUGGCCGCGAGAGGGAGUUCGGUAGUGGGUUUGGCCCUGUGAAGAAUUGGGGCUACGACACGAUUGGGCCUCUCGAUACCCUAGGGUUUGGCAAGUGGACGAUGUGGUCGAGCGAAGAUGUGCAGGGCGUGGAUGCUCCCCUCAUACGGGAGAUCUUCAGACAAUGCAGACUUGAGGUGGACGGUGCGGACUGGGAUAUUCUCAAUGUCGCCUUUGAAGCUGCGGUGAAUGCCAAAGGCGCGAUAAAGAUCUCGAAGUCGCUGCUCGCUGGCGUGCCGGAGUCACUCGCUCACUGGGCGGCUCAUGCUCGUUUGGAAUCCCUCCGUGGGAAGCUCAACGAUGCGAGGAAAGUGUACCAAACGGUGCUCACGUCGUAUCAAAACCGCGCUGGCGAAAGCACUUUGUGGUGGGACUGGGCCCGGCUAGAAUGGCUAGCCCGGAACGACGAUGCCGCUCUGGAGGUCAUCGUACGAUCGUCCGGAGGCACCGGCUCGGGUGGUAUCGCGGUCCUGCGCGCGAAGCGGCACCUCCAAACCUUGCUUACACAAUUAGCCACGGCGAGCUGGAAAGAGCGUGAAGCAUGGAUCAAGCUCGCCGCUCUUCUCGAGUUGCUGACGUCUUCUCCGCAAUCCGCGCUCGCUCUAUUUGACUCUUAUCUCAGUGCGCUGCAGCCGAGAUCACCAGCGCACGAGAGCCUGACCGUUGCGUCAUUGGCGUUGCUGUACAAUCAUGCCACGGUGCUGAAGAGUGCGACGCCUUCUGCGCUUCUAAGGGAGCGCGUCGAGAAAGCGGUUGAGGUGUACCCGAACAACACCGCUAUCCUAGGCAUUUUCCUGGAAGCGCAAAAAGGACAGGGUAUUUGGGGACGCGUUCGUGCUUUACUCGGAGAGACCGCCGCAGAUGGCACCGGGAAGGAGAAGAGUGUUGCGAGGCGAGUCGCGGAGGUCUGGGUUGCAGGAUGGGAGAAGGGACGCUGGGAAGCGGAGGUUGAGCGUACUCGCAGCGGGCUCGCCGCAGCAGUCGAGGACGACAGAACUCGCGGAAGCGCGGUCUUGUGGAAGCUCUUCGUGGCGUUUGAGAUGCGCGCGGGGCAGCCGGAGCGGGCCAAGAGGCUUCUGGUCCGUGCCGUUGGCGAAUGUCCGCUCGUGAAGGAAUUGUAUCUAUUGGCAUUCGGGCCCUUGCGGGCUGUGUUCAGCACGCGGGAGCUGAAUCAGUGGGCGGACACAAUGGCGGAGCGGGGCAUUCGGAUGCGGGCUGGGCUGGACGAGGUGGUCGGGGAUUUGAUGGACAAUAAGGCUGAGGACGCGAUGAGCGACGUUGGGGACGGAGAGGACGAGAUUGAGCAGCGGGCUAAGGAACUGCGGCGCCUGAUGCCGUACUAG